UUUACUUCAUUGUUCUGUUAAUUUUUCUCUUUACAGCCAUCGAGUUCUUUUGUUAGUUAAACAAAGGUUUGAAAGAACCGAUGCGGUACGGUUUUAAGCAAUUGUGUAUGGGGGGUGUUGUUCGUUAAACAGGACGCAUUUGUCCUAACUAAUAUCAGGGACCCGAAUUCUUUCCAGGAGCUAUUCAAUGUAGAAACCUUACAACUUGAGAACUGAAUGACUGCAAAAAGCUUUUGACUCCAAAAUUACAUGGACGGAAAAGCAUUGCCAGGACCGAGAACACAACAAAACUCAGAGCCGCACAAGAGCAAAAUGUUUGUCGCACAUUUUGUCCGUUUUGCACUGAUUUUGCUCAUUUGCCGGAGUGAAUUUUGCCAUGGUGAGGAAGAACAACAAGCAAAGGACAAAUUACAAGAAGCAUUGAAGUCAGUUGAAGAGUAUAAAGUCAGAAACAAAAGAGCAGCACCUUGCAAAGAUGGCUACCAUGAUUGCUCGAUUUACAAGCCUUACUGUAAACACAACUCUUAUAAAGAGUUUGUCAGCAAAUACUGCAAGAAGACGUGUAACCUUUGUCCUAAACAAUGCCGCGAUAUAGUUCCCUAUUGUGAAGUAAUUAAGAAUCGGUGCCAAGACAAAGUCAUUGGCGUGUCAAUGAGAUUCUACUGCUCGAAGACCUGUUCAGUGUGUGGAGUACCAACGACUGCGCCACCUACAACUAUUCCACGCACAGAACAGCCUAUAGACCAAGGCAGCGUAGAGUGUGGCAGAAGAGUGGUCGGUAGCAGAAUUGUGGGGGGCACAAACGCCAAACCAGGGGCUUGGCCAUGGCAAGUGACAAUGGACUACACUGGGCACCAUGGCCCUCACUGGUGUGGAGGAUCCAUUGUGACUUCGCACUGGAUUGUCACUGCUGCUCAUUGUUUUGUGUACGGAGUUGAUCCUAAAGAGUACACUAUCGUUGCUGGUGAAUAUGAUCUUAAUGGACUGGAGGGCUACGAGCAAAACAUGAUCAUCGACAGAAUCAUCAAACAUCCAAAAUAUGACGCGUCAAGCAAUCACGAUUAUGACGUGGCGAUGAUAAAAUUGAAGAACCCAAUCAAGUACAAUACUCACGUGAGACCUGUGUGUCUCGCCAAGACUGAGUUCGACGUUGGAACCAACUGUUCCAUAUCUGGGUGGGGCCAUACUACGGAAGGUGGAGAAAUCCCCCAGGUUUUACAGCAAGCAGAAGUUCCUCUUGUGUCACGUGACACUUGUCAAGAAGGAUACGACGACUUGAGAUACACCAUAACAACACGCAUGCGCUGUGCAGGUUACUCCGAGGGAGCCAUUGACGCAUGUCAAGGAGACAGCGGAGGACCGCUGGUCUGUGUGAGGAAUGACAAGUGGUUUCUCAUGGGUGUCAUUAGCUGGGGGAUAGGCUGCGCGCGCAGAGGAAGAUACGGGGUGUACGCUGACAUGAUGGACCUCAAGUUUUGGGUGCAGGAAACGAUUAACACAGGCUGAUGUAUGCAGUAAUGUAAUCAACACAAGCUAAUAUAUUCAGUUUUCAGCAAAAUACAACAUGAAUAAAUUAUCGUCCUAUCCACGUAACUCUGACUUUCUUUAUCUUUUCCAAGCUCCUUGUACCAGUUGCGCAACCAAAAUAGUCCACUUUUGGCAAAGAGCGUUGAACUGUGAAUUGCAAAAGUAUCUCUACCUAAAGAAAGAUACGUUUUAAAGUUCCUAUGUGGUCCUUUGUAAGGUUAGUGCGCCGGAAAAACGAUCGUACGGUCUUUUGCUCGUAACUCUUUAUGUUGCUCUCACAGCGCCUCUUUACACGAAUGACUCGAAUUAACGCUUGGGGUGUCCGUGGGAAGGAUAAUCAUCCCAUGGGGGUGGGGGUGGGGCGGUAGAGUGAUCCAUUACGCCUUAGUCCGUCAAACCCUCGUAAUAAGGGCGUUCAACUCAAAGGUCAGAGGUUUUCACGAGGCAGACAAACAUUUUCUGCCAAAACUUGUUAUAUAUUUUGAUACUUGUGUCACGCUCUAUAGACCCUGAGGUCGCAGUUCGAAAACAAAACAUGAAAUUAACGAGAUCUUUGCCAGAAAUCAAAUCUCAAAACUAGCCAUUAAUUGUGUAUUUUUCUUUAAAAAAAAUAUCACAUGGCAAAAUAGGUUUUUUCCUAAGCUCAAUUUCGUACUGAUACACCAGCUGGUUAUUGUGUUUUCAUCCGAUGUUGUCGGCACCUCGAGCAAUUUUUGUGUUUGUGAAAAGCCCACUAGACGUCAAAAUAUUUUGUUCGCUGGUUACUGAAUGGUGUUAGAAACAAUUCGUUUAGAAACAAUUUAGUCAUUCUGAGGAGAAAUUAAACACGAUUAUUGAGCUAACAUAUCGUAAAGAAUUUUUUGCGUACUGUUAAAAGAUCUGUUGUGAUGAUAAUCGUCCUACUAGUAGGGUGGUUUUGGUUUUUAGGAGAAAACGAAGCGGUCGUCGCUUUUAAAUAAGUAAAAUACGGCAGUUUUCAGAAUGUACGACCACCUAUAACAGACCCUCUUUUGUGACGAUGUUUUCAAUUCAUAUAACCGUUCAGUUUCCCCGUUAAUGAUUUAUCUAUGCAAACUAAACCGAGCGGUGGCCACAAAAGCACGUAAAAACCGAAGUGAACGAGCUAAAUUGAUGAUUUCCCGCAACCGCGCGAUAAUUUCUUAACCGUAAACCACCCGAUAAAUGUGAAUGUACUCCCCCUGAAAAGCAGCACUCGAAAUUAGCUAAAAUUGGCUUAAACCGCCAAACCACCAGAGUAUAUCAUGUACUCAUGUAUAUAGACCCUCACAAAACGCUCACA
Molecule: messenger RNA, 2827 nt
Organism: Orbicella faveolata
Lineage: Eukaryota; Metazoa; Cnidaria; Anthozoa; Scleractinia; Merulinidae
Product: serine protease 33-like
Biological process (GO): blood coagulation; proteolysis
Molecular function (GO): calcium ion binding; serine-type endopeptidase activity
Source: RefSeq, a predicted model, not a curated record